GGUCAUGAGCCUUUUCUUUUCCUGAGUCACGUUUCUCAUGAAGCAGGACAGUAGCGCGCCGCCAGUAGUCUUGUGGCUUGGGUAGUAGGAGGAUGAAUAACGCCUAUAUGCUAUAGCAGACGAGCAGGUAAUGUCUGCUCGUAUAUAGAGGGAACAAUGGUGAAGCACUUCAUUUGCUUUAGUGUUUUGAAGAGCUCGUGGGACCAAGUCUUCAUCGCAUUCUGGCAGAGAUAUCCUAACCCUUACAGCAACCAUGUCCUAACAGAGGACAUAAUUUUCCGGGAGGUGACUCCGGACAACCGCCUUAUUUCAAGGCGUCUGCUGACCAAGACGAGCCGCGUCCCCCGCUGGGCUGAGAAGUACCUGCCUGCUCACAUGUCCUGCUCGGCCUACAUUAUUGAGGACUCCAUCGUGGAGCCCAGGUCCCAGACCAUGACCACUGUCACCUGGAACAUCAGCCAUGCUCGCGUAAUGUCUGUACAGGAGAGAUGUGUGUACAGAGUGAACCUAGAGAACAGCAGCUGGACAGAGAUAAAGCGGGAGGCGUGGAUCUCGUCCAGCUUGUACGGUCUCUCCAGAGCCGUCCAGGAGUUUGGCCUUGCGAGGUUUAAAAGCAGCGUUACAAAGACCGUGAAAGGAUUUGAAUAUGUCUUGGCAAAAAUGCAAGGUGAGACCCCCAACCGGACCCUGGCGGACACGGCCAAAGAGGCAAAGGAAAAGGCCAGAGAGACGGCAUUGGCUGCCACAGAGAAAGCGAAAGACCUGGCGUCAAAGGCUCAGAAGAAGCAGUACGUGUGACAUGCAGGGCGGAACGCCAGCUCUGCUUCCAAACAGGGUGACUGCGACGUCAGGGCCCUCCCAGCACCACCCUGUCCCCGUCCAUUCCUCGUGUGGUUCAAACCCCCCUGUUCUCAUACAGGAUAGAGACUUAGAACUCCUGCUUAGAAUAAUACGUCUUCCUGUCUUGAACUGUUAGGACAAGAAUUGCGAUUUAUUUGCCUGGUUUUACCAAAACAUUUUUUUGUCUCCUACUAUUAUUCCUUCGCUUGAGUUCCUGAGUAUUACUUGAAGUAAACCUCUGCACAGAUCAAAUCAGUGAACUAGGCUUGAUGUAUGCAAGUAUUUCACAACCUUUGGUACUUACCACAGAAUUCCUUCAUUGCUUCAAAUUGAAGUUAAAUUAAGCUUGGUUCAUGUUAUUAGCGGUCAUGGCCUGUGGGAUACAUUUCACAUGUACUGAACCAAGCAAUGGGAAGCGAUAUCAGCAUAUAAAGGUUAUUGUGAUAAAACAUUUAGCUCACCAACAACACAUAGGGCGCGUAAAUUUCUUUUGAGAUGGUUCAAAUAUGGCAGAGGAUUCCAUGAAAUUUUCAUCUCAUUAAAUACCAGUUUGUAAGGAGUAAAGCUUUCAAAGUACCAAAAAUAAAGUGGGCAGUAACAUUAAUUCGAAAAACAUCAAUAAACGAUUCUUAUAAGGUC
Molecule: messenger RNA, 1479 nt
Organism: Brienomyrus brachyistius
Lineage: Eukaryota; Metazoa; Chordata; Actinopteri; Osteoglossiformes; Mormyridae
Gene: prelid1a
Product: PRELI domain containing 1a
Exons: 6
Coding region: 157-798 (213 amino acids)
Biological process (GO): phospholipid transport
Cellular component (GO): mitochondrial intermembrane space
Molecular function (GO): phosphatidic acid transfer activity
Source: RefSeq, a predicted model, not a curated record